UCAUAACAAACAGAUUAAGUUUAAUACGUAUUUAUUGCUGAACUAACUUAUCUAUAUACUAAUGCGAAUAACUAGUGAGGACUGGUCAUGUUCUCAUUGACCGUUCAAUUCCACUCCAGGUGCAUUCUUUAUCCCAUAUAUUCACAGAAAACAUCAUUGUUCAAUAGAAUUUGUAGAUCAAAAUGAUCACAUCAUUAGUUCUUCUUGUAAGCAUAUUUUCCCCAAUUCAAGCCUUAUUUCCCCAGUACGCACAAUUCUAUAGAGAAAACUCUUACGGUUGUUUUGGAAGAAACUAUCAGUAUACAUUUGAGAGCUUAACGAUACCAGCACCUUCGUGGAAUGUGAUCAGUUUUAGGGGCCGAGGAGUGUGGGUGCUCGAGUAUGGGGAAACGAAAACUAUUGUGACCGGAGGACUUCGAGACUCUUGUGUGACCGGCCUUCCCACUGGAAAAGUUUCAAUCACCGCCACCAAGAUCCUGAACGUGGAGCUGGAAGAGUCCUCAAUUGCCCUUUUUCCAAGCAGGGACAAUAUUACCGUGGAUGACAUCGUUACGACGACAUCGCCAGAGUACAGCUUGAGCUCCCCACAAAGUUUUGAGGUCUUUUCGUCCACUGGAAUUAAAGACUAUGCAUUGUACGCCGGAGUUGAUUUCACGGGGCCUUCAGCCUGCCUGAAAGUCUACCAUUCUGAUGCAACUGAAGGGUACGGAGUGACAACGGCAAUGGAGAGGACCAUAGUCGUAGGAUCCGUUAGGGUGGGCUGCUUGGGGAAUGAGCAUAUCGUGCUGAAUUGAGAACACAUUACGAAUUUAUUUUUACUUGUAAAUCUUUGUCAAUAAAUAGCUUUACAAUGUAUGCAGAAAA
Molecule: messenger RNA, 864 nt
Organism: Folsomia candida
Lineage: Eukaryota; Metazoa; Arthropoda; Collembola; Entomobryomorpha; Isotomidae
Exons: 2
Coding region: 183-794 (203 amino acids)
Source: RefSeq, a predicted model, not a curated record